AUGAACAUUUUCGUCUCCUCAAUCGAUUCGGUCGAAGAAACAACAAUGGAUUUCGGCCUUACUUAUAUCCUACGAAUGGAGUGGCAAGAUCCGAGGAUGCUCUUUUCCUAUAUUCCUGGCGAAAAAACCUUCCGAAAUCGAACAAUUCUCAACUUCGACUUGAAAGUUCUCGACAAACUCUGGAUCCCAGACGUCCAGUUCGAGUGGCUCGAAGACGCGAUCAAUGUUCGAAAAAUCGAGCUCCCACAACAUACGCUGGAGGGGCUGCACAUUGGAAAGUGCCAAUGUGCUCGGGGAAGCUUUUCUUGCGUCGAGGCGAAGUUCUUUCUUUCCCGGCAAAUGGGCUACUACCUGAUUCAGGCGUAUAUUCCAACAAUGCUUAUUGUGAUGCUUAGUUGGAUAAGCUUUUGGAUUUCGAUUACGGCGACUCCAGCUAGAGUUUCUCUCGGAAUUACGACAGUCUUGACCAUCACUUCGCAGCGAUCUGCGUUAUCAAAAGCGCUGCCAAUGGUUUCGUAUGUCAUGUCUAUCGAUAUUUGGAUGUCGAUCUGCAUGGCUUACGUCUUCGCCGCGGUGGUUGAAUAUGCGAUCGCGAACUUCAUCAAUAAACCAGAUAUUGACAGGAUUGCGCGGCGGGCGUUUCCGCUCAGUUUCAUGCUUGUUAGUCUUACAUACUACUCCUACUACACUUUCUGCGCCAACGAGCUGCCUCAACUGAUGGAGCAAGUGACCCAUAUUGUCGGAGAAGAUGGAAUUCGAAAAAUCAAAGAAUUCACAAACUCUUGA
This is a messenger RNA of Oikopleura dioica, 786 nucleotides long. Lineage: Eukaryota; Metazoa; Chordata; Appendicularia; Copelata; Oikopleuridae. The record is from the annotation of a GenBank genome assembly.